AUGGCCUUUUCUGAAUGUCAUAAGAAAUUGAUCCGGACAAGCCUCAGGGUGUCAGACGAUUUGAAGCACGUGAAUUCCUUGUUUCGCGAUGUUCUAAUUGAAUAUCUGUUUGAGGAUAUUCUUGUUAAACUAAAAGGAAUUGUGGCGAAUAACUUUUCUACUAAUAAUUCAAUAGAAGGUAGGGUUAUUUGUAAGUGUUGAAUCUUGUAGGUCCUGUUUUGCUCAAGGUAUUGGGAACGUGCAGUGAUGUUGAUCUCCUCUUGUCUGUGGUUUAUAAAAAUCUAGAGGCCUCAAAUAUAGAUAGGUUGAUCUGCAAUGGGAGCAAGAGUCCUUUCCAUUUGCUGGGAGAGGCCGUUAAAAUCAAUGUAGGUUUGGUUACGGUAAUUCUUGAAUUCUUUUUUUAGGAGAAUGGGAGGAUCCCGCUAAUUUUUGUCGUCAAUUCUGUAAAAUUCAAAUAUUCCUUGGCUCUACUUGAUGGUUUGUUAACUGAGUAUGUUUCCCUUAACGAAGUAAACAUUGUUUUAGCUUCUGAUUUAUGUUUUUACAGAGAAGUUAAAUCGAUUUUGAUAAUGUUUUGCAACGAAAGCCAAUCCUUUAAUCUGCCUGCCGUUAUUGAGCAGUCCAUUGUCGUUGAAUAUUUUAAUGUGAAGAACCCCACAAAUGCUGUCAAAGAUGUUUUAUACCGAUUUUUUUGUCUCUUGCCUGAGAAACUCGGCCUCUUUUUGGGUGGCGAUCUUCUCCUAGAGAUGAUGAAGAGGUUUACGGAAACUAGGCAAUCCUUCAUGGAUAUGGAAGUUGUUAUCUCAACUUCGAUUUCCCAACAUUUGAUGAAUCUGAAUACGACCACUAUUCCUGAAAGUACUUCCAAAAUCAGCACUUAUCUGGCUGUCCUCAAGGCAUUCUCUGUUUUCCUCAGAAUGGCCGAAAUAUUGCCGAAGUAUCAAUUCAGAUCGGUGAAUGGACAUGAGUCUCUUGGAUUCUACAUUGAUUUACAUAACGAGGAGGAUUAUAUAGAUAAUGUCUUCAAACAGUAAGUGGCUUCAUUAAACGGAUGCUAGAUAUGUUUAGGAUCCAUGGUUCAUCUAGGUUAAAACGAAAGGAAGAAUGGUUGAAAUUCUUUGAGCAGGUUGAGGGGUUGUUCGAUAUUAAUAAUGGAAAUGGUUCAUCUGAUAUGGGGCAUGUCUUAGCAGAGAUCAAGAAACUGAAGGAAGACGUGUUGAAGACUGAGGUCAUGUCAGCUACUGACCUUAUGAGUAUGUUUUCAAUCGUGUUAUUAUACAUCUUAUAUUAUUGAUCCUUCAAGUUAAUUGUUGCGUUUCAGAAGAGAAUCUGAACAAGAGUCCGUCACGAAGGAAACCGAUCAAAGAACAUAAUUAUUUUGCCGACGUCGUAAACGACGUCCACAAGAUGUUUAAAACUCAUUUGAAGAAGCUACCAAAGUCGCAUGUGGUGAACCUAGCCCCAGUGUUUAACCCAGCGAAAGAAGUCGACGUUCCCAAGGAUCCCGUGCUCCGAGAUCUAAUUGAAUGCGGGUGUAUAUAA
Molecule: messenger RNA, 1542 nt
Organism: Bursaphelenchus xylophilus (pine wood nematode)
Lineage: Eukaryota; Metazoa; Nematoda; Chromadorea; Rhabditida; Aphelenchoididae
Source: the annotation of a GenBank genome assembly